GGCCUGCCCGAACCCCGGGGCCUACCCGAACCCCCCGCGGCCCUGCCCGAGCCCCCGGCCCUGCCCGCACCGAGCGGCCUCUCCUCCCGGUGCCGUCUCCUCCCGGUGCCGGGAAUCAGCGCUGCCGGGAGGCGGUGGCGGGGCCGUGUCCCGCUCUCUCCCUGCGGGGCUGGUGGAAUCAUUGUCAUUACGGCUUCGGCCCCGAGCCGCUGAAUGGGGUCUCAGGUGCCACUGAAACCCCGGGGCCGUGACUCAGGCCCCGUGUUCAGCGGGGUUGCUCCCGAAAUUAUCGAGGACACGCUGAUCCACUUGGCCACGGAGAAUGAGCAGUACUUGAGUGAGCUGCCAGAGCAGGCUGGGCGCUUCAAAGAGACCCGGAUCGUGGAAUUCAUAUUCCUUUUGUCUGAAAAAUGGCACUUGGACCAAUCGAUAUGCUACCAGGCAGUGGAGUUACUUGAAAGGUUUAUGAUCAAGCAGGUAGAGCAGAUGUGUGAUGACAGAGGGAACGCUAAAGGUCGUGAGCAAGGCCAGAGGAGCAGCUGGAGCUCUGUGAGGGAUCAGAUAGCCAGCACCUUUGUCCUGAGGCUCGUGUCGUGUGUUCAGCUUGCCAGCAAACUCUCUCUGCACUACAGUAGAGUGACCAGUGACACAGCUUUAAAAUUCCUGCAAUCCUUAAAAUACUCCUACACUAAACAGGAAUUGCUGGAGUCAGAGCUUGCUGUUUUAAACACUCUGCACUUCCACAUCAAUGUGUCAACUCCGUUGGCCUACGUGGAAUUGCUUCUGGAGGUUCUAGGCUACAACGGCUGCUUGCUUCCUGCCAAACCCUUACACCAGCUCUGUGUGCAGCUGCUGGACUUCUGCUACCUGGCCAGAGAGACCAUCUAUGACAUUUUGCUGAAGAUUGCCAUCGAAAACCCCACCCCGAGCAAACUGCAGAUAGCCAAGUUUUUAACGGUGAAGGAGGAUUCCAUGCUCUUGGCUGUUGGAGUCAUCAGUGCAGGUGUGUUCAUCCUGAGCCCCGGGCACUGGGAGCAGGUUGUGGAGCAUUUGAACUGCAUCACUGGCAUUACUCCACAAAGCAUCCUGGAGUUCUCCUACGCCGUGGUGAGGCGCAUAGUUGGCAGCAGCACACCCGAGCAGCACCGUGGGAGUCAUGGAAGCAAAUCUCCUGAGGACAGAGCUGUGCCUCAGAAAUAGAACCAGCCUGUCCAUCCAGGCAUUGGCCAGCAGCAGGAGCUGUCACGCUGCUGCCAGCAGUCCCUCCUCUGUGACACUGCCCAGGCACCCAGCACAGCUCAGGGUUACUGGAUUCUGGAACAGGUCGUCAGUCAGUCACUUGCUAAUUAGCAGGGCUCAUCCUGCUAGACAUUGCACUCAUGCUCUGAAGAGAGGCCCAGCAGCACCACAGUGUCCAGAAAUGCCCUAAAAGCUUUAUUGUAAGAAUUGUAUCUUUGAAGUUUUGACUCUAAGCACAGAGACCCCUCAGAGCAGUUGUUUGAUGGUGCUACCAUGCCUGGUGCUCAUACGAAUGUUACAAAGGGGGCUGUGCUGUCACCUCUUGCUGCUUUUAUAAAAUCCCUGCCUCAGCUGCCUGUGACUGUCCCCAGCACCUGGAGCCUGUUUGCUCUUGCCCCAGCACAGCCAGCAGUGACCAGCAUGGUGAUGAGGACAGAACUGGGCCAGUGCUGUGACUGUCACCGCAGCAGUGACAGCCUGGGGUGUGUCCUGUGAGUGCCAGGCACUGCUGGCUGCAAACACCUGGAGUGUGGAGAGUUUCAUUGUUUCCUCAGUGCAGGAACAGGCUGCAGGAGGGAUUACGGUGCUGUAACCUCGUUAAGUUCAGUCACAUAGAAGUGAUGAUGUGACUUAGAAAAUGCUUUAUUUCAAACUGUGGUUACUCUUUAACGAGACCAUGCAGAAUUCUGGCAUUAUUUCCAC
Prinia subflava (tawny-flanked prinia) is the source of this 1941-nucleotide messenger RNA. It is a transcript of the gene CNTD1, whose product is annotated as cyclin N-terminal domain containing 1. Gene Ontology annotation, biological process: reciprocal meiotic recombination. Lineage: Eukaryota; Metazoa; Chordata; Aves; Passeriformes; Cisticolidae. The transcript has 7 exons. Gene Ontology annotation, cellular component: site of double-strand break. The record is from RefSeq and is a predicted model, not a curated record. Bases 214 to 1200 code for a protein of 328 amino acids.